UUGUUAGCGAGCCUGAGGGCGUCGGUAACGGCACACCUCCCCUGCUGCAGAUAUCAGAUUAGAGGGAGGCAUGCGAGGCCGGUGGUCCCCUCUCUGCUACUAUACUGUACAUCCUGUGUGUGUGUGUGUGUGUGUGUGUGUGUGUGUGUGUUUGACACCUGCGUUGAUCUCCCGCAGGAUCGUCCGGUUCCCCUGGCAGAUAGGUGAGGAAAAGGCUCGGCGUGUCUUUCGGGAGGCGCUGAAAAUCUGGAGCGACGUCACACCGCUCACCUUCACCGAGAUCCACGGCGGGAAGGCCGACAUCCGCAUCGACUUCACAAGGUACUGGCACGGAGACAACCUUCCCUUCGACGGCCCGGGUGGGAUUCUCGCUCACGCCUUCUUCCCCAAAACUCACCGACAGGGCGACAUCCACUUCGACUACGACGAGUCCUGGACCCUCGGAAACCACAUGGGGACAGACCUCCUCCAGGUGGCUGCCCAUGAGUUCGGGCACGUCCUGGGCCUGCAGCACUCCCGCGAGCCGGGAGCCAUCAUGUCGGCGUACUACUCCUUCUCCUACCCGCUGAGGCUGAGCGAGGACGAUAAGCGAGGCAUCCAGUACCUCUAUGGCGCUCAACCCCAAGUGCCCUCGCCGCCGCCUCCGCCUCCUCCUCCUCCACCUCCUCCGCCUCCUCCCCCGCCUCCUCCACCUCCGUCAAACCCAGAGACCAACGAGAUCGUCAGGAACCCCGACGCUUGCCAGACGGACUUCGACGCCGUGUCCAUGAUCCGGGGGGAGCUGUUCUUCUUCAAGUCAGGCUACGUGUGGAGGAUCCGGGACGGGCGUCUGGAGGGCGGGUACCCGGCGCUGGCGUCCCGUCACUGGAGGGGGAUUCCCGACAACAUCGACGCCGCCUUUGAAGACAAGUCGGGGAAUAUUUGGUUCUUUCAAGGUGAGAACUACUGGGUGUUCGACGCCGAGAUGCAGGUCAGAGGGCCGGAGUCCAUCCGGAGUCUGGGUCUGUCGGUGUCCGGGAUCCAGGCGGCGCUGCGCUGGGGCCACGACUCCAACUUCAACACCUACUUCUUCAAGUCGGGCAGCUACUGGAGGUUCAGCCCCAACGAGAAGCGCGUGGAGUCCGUGUACCCCCGAAGCAUGCAGGACUGGAGCGGCAUCCCCGACGACGUGGACGCCACGUUCAGGGACGUCUACGGCUACGCUCACUUCAUCCGAGGUCGACAGUACUGGAAGUUCGAUCCCGUCGGCAUGAACUCUCUGGAGGGCUACCCACGCUACAUCGGCAUGGAUUUUUUCGGCUGUAGAAACGUGUGAGACUUUUAACUGUGAACAAUCACAUCGACAGGAUUCGUGUUCUUUUUUUUUAACCAUGAAGAAGAGUUUUUUUUGGAGCAGAGAGGUUUUGUGUUUUUCAUCCUGUGGAUCCUUUAAUCCGUCUUUGCUUUACUCCAUUUAUCGAAUCUCACCUUCUUCUCAGGAAAACCCAGUAAUGUUUCCUCAGACUCGGCUCCUCCUGUGCAGCUGUACUCCUAUUUAUUUUGCACAUUGUUAUUCGUCACCGUGAGGCUGAGAACCUGGGCCCCGUGUUAACGACACAUCGCUCUCACUUCCUGUCUUUGAGCCUGAAAAUGAGAUUUUUUGAACUGGUUUUGCAGACGGAACCAGUUCAGACUGUCGAGGAUGUUUUUCAUUUGGAACUCUUGUGUUUUUUUCAUCAUGGACGAACUCUCUGAUCCUCAAGUGUUUGAAGAGUGACAUCAAACUUUAAAGCUGCAGUCAGCAGAUGUGUUUGAACCCAGAAAUCAUUCCGCAUGGAGUCGGGAAACAAACGCAGUUCAUUUUAUUAACCAAUCGGACUCAAGCAGAGUCUGAAUGACAACACAUGAACAAAAGUCACAUUAUGUUCAAGUCUUUCAUUAAUUAGAGUUGUUGUGACUUUGUUGAGACUGUGAACGACUUGUUUGAGUUCUUAUUAGCUGAAGAUUCUGCUCCGAAUUCAAAUCAUUUGGGGUUUUAAGGUCCUGAAGUGAGUCUCUCAGGCAGCUCUCGCUCUCAUGGUGUCAGAAAAGUAGUGAAAAUCUGCACACAAAAAACUGUGAUUCCAGACUAGUAUUAUGCAAAUAUUGGUGAGUCGAGAUAAACAGUCGCACCAAUUUUGCCAGUUGGGUGCUAUCAAACCUUUGCAGAAGAAGAGGAAACAACACUGAUGGAAAUAUAUAUUCACAUAUCC
This is a messenger RNA of Anarrhichthys ocellatus (wolf-eel), 2231 nucleotides long. RefSeq names its product matrix metallopeptidase 11a (gene mmp11a). The transcript has 6 exons. Lineage: Eukaryota; Metazoa; Chordata; Actinopteri; Perciformes; Anarhichadidae. Gene Ontology annotation, molecular function: metalloendopeptidase activity; zinc ion binding. The record is from RefSeq and is a predicted model, not a curated record. Gene Ontology annotation, cellular component: extracellular matrix. Bases 71 to 1315 code for a protein of 414 amino acids. Gene Ontology annotation, biological process: extracellular matrix organization; collagen catabolic process; proteolysis.